Onychostoma macrolepis is the source of this 1703-nucleotide messenger RNA. RefSeq names its product nuclear apoptosis-inducing factor 1-like. The coding region runs from base 879 to 1646 and encodes 255 amino acids. Gene Ontology annotation, cellular component: nucleus. Lineage: Eukaryota; Metazoa; Chordata; Actinopteri; Cypriniformes; Cyprinidae. The transcript is spliced from 2 exons. The record is from RefSeq and is a predicted model, not a curated record.
UUCUUGAAAAAAUAUUUGUCAGUUUGGCACAUUUGGCCGUGUCAUCCUCCAAUGCCUUUCUUUUUUUUUUAACCUGGCUUUUUUUUUUUACUAUCCAUUUUAUUCUUCCCGCGAUUAGCGCACUCUCGCUAACUCACACCACACAGCAUUAAUGAUUUCGGUUUGUCUCCAUGGCAACGACCUGGGACACGCGCUUGUGUAGAGGGAGAUAGAGGGCGAAUUCCCUAUGCCCUACUCCCUUCGAAGGGCAGAGCCCUUGAAGUGUGUUCUUUGAAGGGUGUAGGGCAGAGGUCCCCAACCACCGGGUCGCGACCCACUACCGGGCCGUGGAAGAAUUCCUACCGGGUCGCGAGAAAGUUCUGGGGAAAAUGUGUAUAGAUAUGACGCUCUGUUAUUUAUUGUGCGUAAAUGAUUUUUCUAAUUACUCUUUAUUUUCGUUGUAUGCGAUUGAUAUAGAGUAGCAAUUUGACGAUGGUUAAAUUAGUAAAUAAAAGAUUGCUCUGAUCUGUCAUAGGGCUUAAACGGAUCGCAGUUGAUCCGUGAUAUACGGACCAGGGUAGGGUUGCACCAGUCAUUCGUAAGUUCUUACAUAAAUUAGAACAUUACGUCCACACUAGAGGCUUAGUAACUACUUGCUAGUUUGUAACUAAAUUUGUACUUACGUCGGUUGCACCAGUUGUUUGUAAGGCAGGACGUAGCUAGUAGUCCGUAAGCUCUCCGUAAAGUAAUGUGUAGUCGCAUAGAAUGACGUAUAUGUUUCUUACCCAAUCAAACGCCUUCAAAUUGUUAGACUGAACUCCGAGUAAAUUGAACCUGAAAAAAGACGUUAACGUCUAACGUUUAAGUCAUCAAAAUCAAGCAAACUUUUAAUCGAAGGUAUGGAAGAGAAAAGAAACAGGAAGAAAAAUUUCAGUCAUGAAGAAAUUCUCAUUUUAAUUGAUGGAUACAAAGAAAACAAAACAGUCAUUGAAAGCAAAUUAAACUCGUCUGUUACAAACCGGAAAAAAUGUGAGAUUUGGCAGGACAUAACAAACAAAAUAAACGCAAAAGGCUUUGAGCAGAGGGAGGUAAAGGAAUUGAGGAAGAAGUGGAGCGACCUUAAGACACAAGCAAUUGAGGACUUUCCUCGCACUAAACAUGUCCCCACUGGAGGUGGUCCGAGACCAGAGCCUGGCCCGUAUUCAACCGUUAUCCUAGAAAUAAUCGGCGACAACUCACCCACCGUCUGUGGAAUCACUGGAGUUGAAAGUGGAAUUGAAGCCGCAGACAUGGCUCAAACAGGCGUUAUUGCAUCAAGUCAGCCAACACCAGGAACUUGCGCUGAAAACAUCGUACUGCCAGCGUCAACAGGAGAUCCUCCUGUCCUUCAUGCAGACCAUCCAGGGAGCACACAAGACAAAGAACUGCCACCUUCAGUCGAAAAUGCAAGGAAAAGGAAGCGUGCAAAUGAGCUGGAUGAUGACAUAAACUAUAACCGCUGCAAGCUUCUCAAGCUUGAAUGCGCAAAAGUAGAAGAGGAGAUCCUGAAAAUAAAAAGUGAACGCAAAAAAAUAGACCUAGAAAAUGUGAAAAUAAACCUGGAGAUCAUUAAAUUACAAGAGGAAUUAAAGCCUCAUGGCUACACCUUCAACGUUGUUGAAAUGUAGUGUCAUAUUGACAGAUUCAAUUCUUUGUUAAAGGCCAGUAUUAAAGUAUUGUUAAAG